Messenger RNA from Babesia bovis T2Bo, 606 nucleotides. Its product is annotated as mitochondrial import inner membrane translocase subunit Tim17 family protein. Gene Ontology annotation, biological process: protein insertion into mitochondrial inner membrane. The record is from RefSeq and is a predicted model, not a curated record. Gene Ontology annotation, cellular component: TIM22 mitochondrial import inner membrane insertion complex. Gene Ontology annotation, molecular function: transmembrane protein transporter activity. Lineage: Eukaryota; Apicomplexa; Aconoidasida; Piroplasmida; Babesiidae. The transcript is spliced from 3 exons. Bases 16 to 546 code for a protein of 176 amino acids.
GGAAACCGUCGUUCGAUGGCGGACGAUUAUUCACGAGUGUUCCUGUCUGACAGCUAUGUUAACUACCGGCCAUCUGGAGGACCGCUGUCUACCGAGGAGCGCGCAGUACGCGAUGCGCUGCUGUUGCAGCAGCGAGUAUCGGAAAAUUGUAUCGUCCGCGCUUCCGUCAUUGGCGUCAGCAGCGCCUUCAUAGGCGCCCUUUUCGGUACUUUCUUCUUUACCAUCCAGGCAAACGACAUCGCACAUGCCGUACCAACUGAAAAAAUCGGAUUCCGCAAACAGAUGUGCAACCAGCUACAGUUGUUAUGGCCGUCAGUAAAGACGUCUGCCCGCGGAUUUGCGAAGUUGGGCUUCGUGUAUUCACUGUUCGAGUGUAUUUUCCAGAAGCGCAGGGCCCAGUCUGACAUUCGAAACGCACUUUACGCGGGAUGUACCUCCGGCGCUCUCUUGGCCCUAAAGGGUGGUCCCCUGGCCAGUGCCGGUGGCUGUAUCGGUUUUGCGGCAUUUUCAGGACUAAUUGAAAAGUACCAGCAGACACAUCACUAAGCUGGGAUGUACAGCUAGAUUUUUUAAAACGGGGCAAUUGCAUCCCAUCUUUAAUGUAGU